UCUGCAUCUGUAUGCCGCUGUUGAGUUUCGGCGCUAAUUAGUACAUUGUCGGAGCUUGCUGGGAAUAGGAAUAGGAAUAGGAAUUGGAAAUAAUGCCGACUAUCGAGUUGAGGCCUCUGAUUCUAAUCGUCCUGCCCUGGCUGCUCAUCUGCAAGCUCUUCUACCGGGUGGAGGACUUCACGGAAUCGGAUAUAUUCUACAACAGUCUGGACUACCAUCCCGAGGACUAUAUUGACAGUUUCACGACCCAGCAGCUGAAUGAUUAUUUUCUCUAUUGAGUUUUAGGUUUUAUUCUUUUUUUUUAGUCCUUAAAAUGUCAAGUUUUAAAUAAAUACUAGUUUAAAAAAUGUA
Messenger RNA from Drosophila ananassae, 351 nucleotides. It is a transcript of the gene ng4, whose product is annotated as protein new-glue 4. The record is from RefSeq and is a predicted model, not a curated record. The transcript has a single exon. NCBI's taxonomy places the organism in Eukaryota, Metazoa, Arthropoda, Insecta, Diptera, Drosophilidae. Bases 93 to 278 code for a protein of 61 amino acids.